AGCAGAGCUUUACUUCACACACUGUCCCGGGCCGCGCGUCUUUACGCAAAACCUCCCGGUGUCCAAGUCAACUUUUGGAAUUGGUACUCAGGGAUGGCUGCAUCGGUUCUGGAGGAGGAAACACGUUAUGGCUCAAGUCCUUUGGCAAUGCUGACCGCCACCUGCAACAAAUUUGGCAGCACCAGUCCAGUUCGUGACACAGCUACACCUGGAAAACCCGGAAGUGCAGCAUUAGUAAAGAAACCUUACAGCAUGACUUCUGACCUGCAGACUCCAAAAAAUGGCCGAAGCAGUGAAGGCCUAGUAGACUCUUAUAGCAGCUCAUUCAGUACAAGUGGAGGCCUUCUUACUCCCACCGGCAGCCCCCCUCCACCCACAGGAGCAUACACUGACUACAACCCUUUCUCCACUUUCCAAUCUUCCUCAGCCUCUCAGGAUCCUUCACUAUUGGUGACCAAAGCACAUGCCACAGCUGACUGCCUGACCAGUGUCUACACCUCGCUUGACAUGACGCACCCGUAUGGCUCUUGGUACAAGGCAGGCAUUCACCCUGGCAUCACAACUGCACCUGCCAAUGCUACGUCCUCCUGGUGGGAUGUGCACCCUAGCUCUAACUGGCUAAGUGCUGGCCAAACCCAGUCGGAUGGUCUACAGGCCCCUCUGCAGCCUGUGGCUCCUCAGGCCUCCCUUAGCCCUCCUAUGUCCAGCUAUAGCUCCGACUUCACUUCCUUAAACCCAGCACCAUAUCCUUCUGUGGGCCUCAGCUCCUCCCCACACCUCCUACAGUCCUCCCAGCAUAUGCUCCCACAGGACAUGUACAAGCCCAAGCCAGUAGCCAGUGGCAGCCUCAUUGAGAGCCCCAUGGGCCUAAAGCCAACUCGCGGUUCUGGGGCAUAUACCGGCAGUUCUGCCACCAGCAGGUCCUCUUGUGACUGCCCCAACUGCCAAGAGCUGGAACGUCUAGGUGCAUCUGCUGCCUCACUGCGCAAAAAGCCUGUACAUAGCUGCCACAUUCCUGGUUGUGGAAAGGUCUAUGGCAAGGCCUCGCACCUCAAGGCCCAUCUGCGCUGGCACACAGGAGAACGACCUUUUGUGUGUAACUGGCUUUUCUGUGGAAAGCGUUUCACACGCUCCGAUGAGCUGGAGCGCCAUGUGCGCACACACACGCGUGAGAAAAAGUUCACAUGUCUGCUAUGCAACAAGCGGUUCACACGCAGUGACCAUCUCAGUAAGCACCAGAAAACCCACUCUGAGGCCAGCCUGCAGGGCAAAGCUGGGAGUGGAGAGAAUGAAUCAGAACCCAGGGGCCCAGAUGAGUCUGUGGACCCAAGUGAUGGGGCUCCAGCAGGUCCAGGAAAUGGCAUGCAAGAGCACACAACUAAUGGAGAGGAGAAGAACACCACAGGAAACCCAGUAGAGAACAGUAGUGGACUCCUGGAGAUUUAACCACCAUAUCUGAGGAAAAGAUCUUCAGAUUAAGCUGCUGUUCUAAUCGGUGCUAAUAAGCAUUUUUAAAAUAAAAUAGAUAAGUGUUUUUUCUCUGUAUUUGUUUUUGACAACAUUCUUUCAAUACAUUUUGUUGCCCCUAAAGGGAAAAAAAUGCACCACUAUCAGAUAUUCUCCUGUGGAACAUGAAGAAACAGUGUGUGUGGGACAUUAACAUGAACUUUUGUUUGAUAUGCCACCUAGUCAGGCCUAUGACUUGGCAAUGGUUAUUUUAAUGUUAAUUUACGGUGUUCAUUUUUUAAUCUUUGUCCUUUCUGAUCACUAUCUUAAAUGUUUUAGAUGGUAUUAUUAAAAUAUGAGGAGGUGUAUUUUUUAACAUAGUUUUGUCAUUCAGACAUUACCACCAGUUGUUUUUACAGAAGGAGCAGAGUUUUUUAGAAGAACUAGUUUUGCUUAUUUAAUCACAAUAAUUUCUAAUGUUAAAAUAAUUUUUUGAGCUGUCCCUCGCAGAUCAGGGCUCAUGAGUCUGUGGAAGCUGCAAAAACAUGGACUCCAGUGUACAGUUUAGUAUUUUCCAUGAGUUCCAUCCGAAUGCUGUUUUUGUCUUAUUUAAUUUCCUAUUUACAUUCAAUUUUAUUUAUGCUUUAAAUUAUGAACAUUAACAAGAGACAAUCUUGCAUUUAACUGGCAUUAAAAUAGGAAAUGGGAAACAGUCAAUAAAAGCAAAGCCAGUCAUAAAUAAAUAAAGAUUUUGCAUUUUGUGUAAUUAUUUAUUUAUUUUUUUCACUGUUAAUUUUCAGGUUCUGAUGGCUGUUGUAUGAACUCUGUUUGUGGUAUAUUAAAUGCCAAAUUGUAAGGAUUAAAGUGGAUUUUUCUGAAGUGUCAAUUUAAUUUUAAUUAUUAUACCUGUAUGUAAAUAUGAAACUCAAGUUAUGAAUUCCAACUGUAUGUCUUUAUAAUUAAAUUAAGUGAAAUUCA
Tachysurus fulvidraco (yellow catfish) is the source of this 2424-nucleotide messenger RNA. It is a transcript of the gene sp7, whose product is annotated as Sp7 transcription factor. Lineage: Eukaryota; Metazoa; Chordata; Actinopteri; Siluriformes; Bagridae. The coding region runs from base 94 to 1446 and encodes 450 amino acids. Gene Ontology annotation, molecular function: DNA-binding transcription factor activity, RNA polymerase II-specific; RNA polymerase II cis-regulatory region sequence-specific DNA binding. The transcript has 2 exons. Gene Ontology annotation, biological process: regulation of transcription by RNA polymerase II. The record is from RefSeq and is a predicted model, not a curated record.